This is a messenger RNA of Medioppia subpectinata, 3900 nucleotides long. NCBI's taxonomy places the organism in Eukaryota, Metazoa, Arthropoda, Arachnida, Sarcoptiformes, Oppiidae. The record is from the annotation of a GenBank genome assembly.
CUUCGUUUGGAAGCAUUGAAUCUAAUCGACACGUGUCUGGACUUCGUUCGCGUUAACUAUUCCUAUAAUUUUGCCCAUAAAUUGCUGGGAAUCGACAGAACCCGCGCUGUCCUCAAAGACGCGGGACAGUUGGGACAGUCGUUCACUUGCUUUCAUUCAAUUCUUUCGUUCUUCGACUCCAAUGCCGAUAUCAAGGAGUUCUCAGAAGAGCGAAGACUUGGAAUGAAAAUUCUCUACAAAUUAUGUGUCUCUCACUAUACUUAUGAGACUGUAUUGAGAUUCUUGAGAACUAGUUAUGACUUUAUUGUCCAAUAUUUACAUUCCUGGGAGAGAAUGGCUUCCGAUUCGGAUUAUAACGAAGAAAUGCAAGAAUUAAUAUUACAAGAGAUGACUUAUUUCUUACGAAUCUUAACCAUUGAUAUCAAGAUAACAUCGGAACAGAACCUCAAGUCUCACUGCGCUUCUUAUGUGAACUUUUUGUUUACCGAAACCAAAAGAGGACGCAUUCUUGACCUCUUGAGCCCCAUAUUGUUUAGUCAUUCGCAUCCAGUUUUGCCAAAUCUAGAGUUCUUUGAACAGAAAGGUUUGUGGAAAGCAAUCAACGAGUGCUCCACUGCUACCAAAUCGGUUGAUCUCAAAGCACUUCAUCAGCGAUUGUUGAAUGAAAUCCGAUUAAUUGGUCCACAACUGGGAGUCAUUCAAACAAAUCUCGUUAGAAAUGAAUUGAAGACUAUUCUGUCAUUUGGCGCCGCUUUGAAUGAAUCGCAACAAAAGCAAAACAUCAAAACCAAAUACUUUGACUCUUGGCGUCAAUUACUAGAGAUAUUGAUUAUAACUCGAAGUCUGGAAUCGUGUGAUGAAGAGUCGAGGAUUAGAUAUUUAAUGGAAAUAAUCAUAGAAUUGAUUAACAGGGCAUCUGAUUCGGCGACAUCUGCCACACUAUUGAGUCCCAUCUCUUCAUCUGUGCUAAUGAUUUCAUCGACACUCUCUGUCAGCAAAUCUCAGGCAUUGACUUCAAAUGUGUCCACUUGUUUGAAGUCGAUUCUAUCGAUUCUGGACUCUUCUUCGCCGGUCGUAUGGAGUGAUCAGAAGAUAACUCGAAUCAAUUUCUAUGCAUCGCUUCUCUAUUUAUUCCGUUCGCUUCCAUUCAAUCUGUUUAAUGAAUUCAAAUACAAUAACAGACUUUUAGAGCGUCUCUCCAAAGAUAUGCUUUCGGGACACGAAGUGGCGAAAGUGUUAUCUAUAUCUCUGCUCAACAGAACUGAUCUCUCCAUUUGGUUGAACGAGAUCUCAUCGAAUGGCACAUUAAGACAGCUGUUAGAGACGUUAUUGUCCGACGACCGCGAGAUUCGGGCCAAUAAUUUUGAGUUUAUAAAAACAUUUUAUGGCUUCGAAGCAAAAAUGAUGCUUUUGCUGCAAAUCUAUUCAUCAUCUAAUGUCACGCAUUCACCGAUCAAUACGUUAGAUGUGAUGUCAGCCCUCGAGUCGAUCCAGAGUUUUGAUAUGUAUCCGUAUUUAGUCGGACAGAACUCUGUUUGCCAUAAAUUGUCUGAGUUUAUCAACUGUCGGACCACUCUAUCAGAUAUCCUCCGAAUGGCCCCAAACUUGAAAAAUACUGUCGAAGGAAAGGAAGUGUUAGUAUUGAUAACGAAAGUGAUUUGUCGUCUCGUUUCCAAUAUCAACAAAACCACACAAAUCAGUUUCAUUGGUCUUCUCUCCCAUUAUUACAAUGAUUUGUCCACUUCUGAUGACUUGGAGAUUGUGUUUAAUAUCCUCUUUGGUUGCAUUCAAUUUAGUCGAACAAAUGCACUUUUACCACUGUUCGAACCGAGUCUAUCAAAUCAGGACUCAAAACUCAUAUCACAUCAACCGUUAGGUCUAUUGGUUUCCAUUAUAAACAAUUGUUGUGUCAAAUCAAACGAGAGUCUAAAUGUGUUGCCAAUCGUGGAGUCGUCUCUUUACCUUCUGUGGCAUCACUUGAAUCUAUUCUUCUCUGUACUCAAUAUCGCGGACGAAAGGCAACCAGAAGUGGAGACAUUGAAGGCUGAAUCCGAAUAUAUAUUGAGUGAUGUCUUCUUCUCUAAAAUACAAGUCAUAUCACAGAAGAAUACAUUUGUGGACGCAUUGACGGUGACCGCAGAUACUGAGGACAACGAAAUGGUUGCCAUCAAUGAUGAGGCGGAUGUGGAUUCCGGUGACGACAAGGAAGAGGUGUCUAAAUUAAAACUGAAGGGCUCUUACCGUCAGAAGUAUAAGAGGGCCUGGGAGUUGGACAACGAGCUCAGGGGUAGGUCUCUGUCCAACCCUUACACGGACUGGUUGUCUCCGUUCACGGGUGACCCGUAUUCAGCGUUUUGCAGGACCUGUCACUCCAAACUUCACGCCCACAAGAAGGGACUCUUAGCCCACGCGAAGUCAUCCAAACAUAAGAAACACUCAUUGAAUCCAGAGGAACCAUUGAAUACAGAGACCGGAGAAAUACCGAAUAACUCGACAAAAGCUCUUUGCGUGGCCUGUCGUUCGGUGAUAACCGCCGGCCGAAGCGAACUCAUUAAACACAGUCAGGCGGCCAAACAUAAGAAGGCUAUUUUGGACGGCAUUCCCGAAGACCUCGGAGAGUUUGACUUUGAUUGGUUGGACCCGUCAUACGUACCGCCGACCGGAACCACAACUAACGUAACGCUGACCACAACUCCCACUCUCGCCUUCAGCGCCAAUAUAACGACUCAACAAAUGAAUUCAAAUAAUCAUUUGAUGAUUGGUUGGACCCGUCAUACGUACCGCCGACCGGAACCACAACUAACCGCCAAUAUAACGACUCAACAAAUGAAUUCAAAUAAUCAUUUGAUCGAAACUCUGGGAAUGAAUUUGACUGAUAUUAUACACCAUUUACAAGAAUCAGUUCCCAUUCAUUUGGCCGAAAAGUGGGAUAACGUCGGACUUCUCACACAACCGACACAACCCCUCAAAGUCCAUAACGUGCUGUUGACCAUCGAUUUGACCGAAAAGGUGGUCGAAGAGGCGCUGAAGAAGCGCGUGAAUCUGAUUAUAUCAUAUCAUCCGCCGAUUUUUAAGCCAUUGAAGAGUUUGGUUCCCAACCAUUGGAAGGAAAAGAUUAUAUUGACGUGUAUUGAGAAUAAAAUAGCCAUAUAUUCGCCGCACACAGCGCUCGACGCCAUCAAAGGCGGGAUCAAUGACUGGCUGUUGACCGCAUUCGGCUCAUCCCAGUCGUCGCCCAUUCAACAGAGUUAUUCAGAUCAGGUCGGGAGCGGACACUUCUCCAACUGUUUGGAUGUUCUCGUCUCCGAAGGCGAAGACGUCACACAAGCGUUGAGUGGUUUAGAAAAUGUAAUUUUGACGGUUAAGAGCAACGAAUACGGCGGAUGUGAUGUCAGGGUUUGUUGCGACGACAAGACACUGCCAAAAGUGGUGGACAUUCUGUCGCAACAUCCGGUCGCACAGCUCUGCAGCAGAAUUACAAAACUUCAAUCCCCACCACUUCCCGGUCAAGGAAUGGGUCGAUUCGCACGACUCGAUCAACCGCUUCCUCUCUACGAAAUUGUUCACAGAAUUAAACAACAUUUGGAUCAAACGCACGUCAGACUAGCCAUGUCUCACAAACACACCAGAGACACCAAAGUGAGCACAAUAGGCGUGUGCGCGGGUUCGGGCGGUAGUGUUCUCGCCAACUGUAAGGCCGACGUCUGGAUAACGGGAGAGAUGUCUCAUCACGAAGUGUUGGACGCCAUACACAACGGCUCUUCGGUCAUACUCUGCGAACACACCAACACUGAGAGGGGUUUCCUCAAGCCGUGGUCGGAACAGCUCAAAGAAGUGUUGGGUCAGCACAACGUCAAUAUCAUGCUCUCCGAUGUGGACAAAGACCCGCUUAGAGUCGUC